Molecule: messenger RNA, 2562 nt
Organism: Penicillium longicatenatum
Lineage: Eukaryota; Fungi; Ascomycota; Eurotiomycetes; Eurotiales; Aspergillaceae
Exons: 6
Coding region: 1-2562 (853 amino acids)
Biological process (GO): septin cytoskeleton organization
Cellular component (GO): endocytic vesicle; plasma membrane; cytoplasm
Source: RefSeq, a predicted model, not a curated record
AUGGAGCUAUCCCGGCAGGAAUACCCAGCGCUGCUGGCCACAUUGCACCCUAGCCAAGCUACAAAUGUCCUCACCGAUCGCAUUCGAAUUAUAAAUAAGAUCCACUCAGAUAUCGCAGACUUUCUCCAGGAACGUCGUCGCGUGGAGGAGGCAUACACCCAAGGCUUGCGAAAGCUGGCAAAUCGCCCUAGCCUGGACAAUGGUGCCGCACUUGGCGUAUUCCAAAUCCCUUGGCAGCGCAUCAUUAAUGCGACCGAGGCGCUCGCUACAUCGCAUGAGACCCUUGCGACAAAGAUCGAGGAAGAUGUGGAACGCCCUCUGAGGGAAUACAGCACCAAGAACCGUGACAUGCAGUCAAUGCCCGGGAUUCAAAGCAACUUGGCGGGACUGGCCAAGAGUAUCGAGGCGGCUCAAGAUAAAGUAGAAAAGGCCAAAAAGAAGAGCACCAAGAACCCGAAACAGCUGGCGAGUGCAGUUGCCGCCGCGGAAGAGGUCAGCCAGCAGUGGGAAUCACGCGCGCCUUUUGUAUUUGAGCAGCUCCAGGCAGCAGAUGAAGGUCGGCUCAACCAUCUCCGAGACGUGCUCACGCAGUUAGAAACCCAUGAGGUGGACCAAGUUGAGCGCGGUCGGCAGGCUGCUGAGAGCUGUCUGAAUGUUCUCCUGAACGUGCAGACUGCAGAUGAGAUCCAAACUUUUGCUGCAAAAAUGAAGGGAAACCGCAUCCCAGCCUCGCCGGCUGUGCCUCGAGGAGAACCUCCCCUCCCCGAAACGCCUCCCGCGCCUGCUCAGUCUGCUUUUGAGACUCCAACCAGUACGCCGCUUGCACCCCCCUCGCGUAUUCAUGAUGAUGCGUCUAGCGAGCGAUCAGAAAGGUCAGAAAGGCAGACACCUACUCCAACGCCCCCUGCUCCAGAACCACAGCCACGAAACACCGCACUCGGUGGAUUAAGGCGACUGGGUACCGUUAUGGGCAGACGGAAGAGCAUGGUCAUACCGUCGGGUUCAACCUUCGACAGGAAGGCAGAGAAGAAGCGCAGUCCAUUUGCACCUUUCAAGAGAUCCGAUUCAUCAAGGGAUAUGCAAAUUCCAGAAUCACCCCCAUCCACUGCAGACCACCACAGGGGGGAGACUCUUGCUCCAGCUCCGAUGGCACAGCCAUUCCCAACUACAACAAACGGAACCUCGCCAGAGUUCCAACCCGGAAUCGUUAGGAAUGGCACUGAUCCUUCACAUGUUGAUUCAGAAGGAUUCACUGAGCGCCCUUCAACGGUAGAUGAAGUCACUCGUGCCCAAAGGGAAGCCGCCGGACUGGAUGAGUCUGGUAUGAACUUGACAAUCCGUGACCAACCUAUUUUCGAAGACGAAAACCAGGCUAAGCAAGCCAUGGAUGACAUGGCAAACACUCUUCGCUUGCGGGCCCCGCAGUCUGUAAUGAGACGGAAUGCAGGUACUAUUCGCGGUCGCCGUGAUGUGCGCAAUACAGUUUUCAUUGCAAACCCAGGCAGUGAGUUGGCUCCUAACCAAAUCGCAUCCGAUGCGUACUCUCCGUCCUCUCCGAUCAGGCACACUCCAUCUCUGAGCACUGCAACGGAUGACCAUGCCGUUUCGGACACAACCUCAGUCCGCUCGGGGCAUACUACGCACGGCCAGACUUUCAGCAUGCAUCCGGAGCUAUACGAGCCCGGUCUUAAUGCAUCAAUUAUUGAGACCGUCAACGCAUGGUUUUCGGAGGGCAAGGUGACCAAGUCCUCUGUGAUGGGUGAGCUUGCUUUGGCCCACAACGUUGCGCCGGGCUUUGCAGCAGACUCUUUGCGCAUCCGUCUGGACAACUUCCCUGUGUUGGAGAAGGUCGCUGCAAACCCUCACUUCGUUCAGGAAACCAGCAAAGACACCAGCGAUGAGAAGCGGGGCGAGUAUGAUCUCCAGUUGGGCAGCAUUUCUCGUCCCAUGCCGACAGUGGCCUUCAAGUACCAAUUGCACCUCGAUCCUAGCAAUUCAUCCUCCUACUGCCCUGUGAUCUUCAAACCAGCUUGGAACCUGCAGGGGUCCCAAGCCAGUGCUAUCAUUUUUUACUCCAUGAACCCAGCCUUCGUUUCCCAACCUGUGGAAUCUAUCACCUUGAAGAACGUGAUUUUGACUGUGGGCUUGGAUGUCGCCGCUGAAGACGAGAUUACCAAGCAGCCGCGCGAGAGUGUUGCCCACGCAACCAGCGCCGUGAUGCACCCGAACUCUGGCGCUACUUUCCGCCGCAAGAAUUCCACUGUCACUUGGAGAAUCCCCGAGCUUGAAGUUAAGGCCCCUGGCUCUGGUGACGAUGGCAAAUUCCUUGUUCGCUUCACUACAUCCACCCCUGGCCCUCGCAAGGGCAAUGUCGAAGCAAAGUUCGAGCUUCACACCACCGAGUCCGCCUCUCGACUUGGUGUCAGUCGUGCCGUGUCGGAAUCUACCCAGCAAGACAAUGAUCCUUUCGCUGAUAGUGGAAAGCAAUCUCCUGCCCCAGUCAAUUGGCAAGAGGUCCCAACCAGCCGCAAGUUGGUUGGUGGAAAAUACGUUUCCUCCUAG